CCUUUCUGGCUCUGCUCUUGCCUGUGCCUCCUAGUCCUAACAGGACCUCUGCUUUGAUUUGGGUAUCGUUGUUUUCACCUUUUUGUGUUACUGCGUUCUAUCUUGUGCACUUCGUUUUGUGCGUUGUGCGUUUUUUUUUUUCUGGUAGCCCAGCAAGCGUUGCUUUAUUCUUUUGACUUUCUUUUCGUAUGUUUCUUCUGUUUUCGCGAUGUUCUACGCGUACGUACAUUACCCCGCCGACAAAGAGAAGGCGAUCAUGCCUGUGUGCCUGAUCAAGGAUUAUAAUCCAAAAACGGAGACUGACAUCCCUAGUGAACCGGUGCAAGCGUAUUGGCGCUCCGAGGCCGGCCUUGAAGAAGGCUACUACGAGGCGAAAGUGGUCCUUCUUGCAAAAUCGAAGAGGGCACUUCUCGAGGAGAUGGCCCACAAGAAGCGACUGGUUAUUCCCCAGAUUUUUGAGGAACCAGUGCAAGCAUCAACAUCAGGUUCUGCGUCCAACAAGAACUUGAAACAACGCAAGGCUCUUGCCAAGAGGAAACAGAUGGCGAGCAUUCUAAGUAAGAAGAGGCCUUUAGCAGGAGACUCAACCGACGACGAGGACCCUGCAGUUGUGCCGAAGUCGGAGCUAGAUAGGGCUGAAGAAGCUCUGCGAUCUCUGCGGAAGAGGCUCCGCAAGGCGGAGGAAAAGGCUUGUGCCACAUGUGCCGAAGGCGUUGUGUCGAAAGCCGAACAUGACGCAGCUCUUGGAAAAAUUGAGCAGCUUCAAAAGAAACUAAAGGAAGUAGAAGAUUCCAACUUUCGACUCAUGCGUGUCGUCCUCGACAAGAUCGAGAUCACCAGAGAGGCCAGUCACCAGGCCACUCACCAGCUGCAGGGAAGAACGUCAGUGCCUGCUGCACCCAUCCCUGUCCCCGUCCCCGUCCCUGUCUCUGUCCCCGUCGCUGCUCCUGUCCCUGUCCCCGUCGCUGCUCCUGUCCCUGUCCCCGUCGCUGCUCCUGUCCUUGUGCCCGUUGCUGUCCCUACUUCGGUGCCUGAUCGUGUGAUGACAGAGGCCGGAUGUGUGUCUACAAUGCUGUACCGCACAACUGGGGCAUCGGGCAGCACGCAAGAAUUGACAGACUCCGAGGAGUGUUCCCAUCUGCAACCUGCAGGGAACCUAUCCCCGCUCCCUGUGGAGGCUACAGAGUCUGAGGAGGUUCUUCCCGCUGAACCACACAGUGAUGCCGGGGCUGCUGGCUGUGGGGAGUCUGGGGAUGUUCCUUAUCCUCCGCUUCUUGCUGUCCUGGAUGGUCAAGUUCAUCUCGGCCACGGCAUAACUCUGGCGGAGGCCACGAUGACCCACGCUCUCACCCAUGCGUCCACUCCUGGACGGUUCGUGAGAAUGGUCAGUUGAGGCCUCUGGGAGCCUGCAGCGCUGUUUGACCGGAGCGUCACCGGACAAGCCUGCAGGCGCCUUCUCAAAAAUGGGGCAGUGGGGAAGACACCCCUCACCCCAGAAAAGAUUGAUGCCGUCAUUGCUGCGUUUGGCUGCUAUGCAGAAAAGCAGGCCAAAAUCAAGAAAGACAAGGAGGACGGCAAGAAAGACAAGGAGGACGGCAAGAAAGACAAGGAGGACGGCAGCAACAAGCCAGGUCCCAAGAAAGGCAAAGAGCCGUCCGUCAGGGACGUGGUGAAAAAGCUCUUGGGUGACUAUUUGGUCGAUAAGAACAGGGAAGAGGAGAGGGCGAAGAAGAACACAAAGAACGCCCACGAAUCUCCGUUAGCAGUUCCCCCACCCUAAACGCCAGUCGCUUCCGCUUUUCGUCCUUUUUUUUUUUUUUUUUUUGCUGCAAUAUUUUUUUUUUUUUAAUUUUUAUUGUGUUUUGGCAUUAUACUUAUAAGAACCUUGUGCAAUAUGUAUUUUUAUUUACAAAGCUAUAUUUUUUUUAUGAUUUAUUAAUCAUUUUUCAGUCUUGAAUGUGUUAAUGGUACUGACGGGAUAAGUUGUUUCGUUUGUUUUAAAUCGAAAACAUGCUUUUACGACAAAAACUUGGGCAGCUUCGAAAUGCCUCCGCCAGGUGCCGUCAGCCGUGGUGCUGUAUUUUGGCUUUUUAUCAAAGCUAGACACUGAUCUCUGGGGCUAAAUAUAUUUAAAAAAAUAGUUUAUCAUGUUUUUACUGCAAUCGCAAUAAAAAUCUCGGCUUAGUUUUGCGUAAAAACCUCAGUAUUUCGUACGGUCAUGUGUCCAGCGGUCAAACAACAUGGCGGCAGCCAAGAGGGGGUCAGUUUUGCUUGGUGAACGGAAUACCACUUUAUCGCUUUAAACCCCUCUGUAUACCUAGUUGGCUCUCUUGUAUAUAUUUGUGGUUUUGCCUUAUUUUCUUGAUUUUUUUUGUAGAGGAUUUUGUGUGUGCGUGGUGCGCGGGUCCUUUUGAAAACUAGCACCUCCUCGGCAAAUGCGCCUUUUCCUAGGUAUUGUGCAAUAAAGAAUUUUCGCAGUGCAUUUUAAAAAGAUGAUAUAUUACAAAUUUACUAGAUGAGUAUUUCAAUGUAUAUUUACAGGUCCUUAGAAGUUCUUAAAAACCCUUGAAUUUUUUUCUUUAAAGCCUGUACGAACCCUGGUGUGAAAUGUCUGAGUUUUGAGCCUUAAACAUAUUUUUUUUAAAUGUUUUACGAAAUUUUAAAUGUAUCAUUCCUCAGAUUUUAUGCGAUUGUGUGUUUUCAGACUAUAUAAAUGAAUCUUCUCGUUUUUUUCACAA
Messenger RNA from Ixodes scapularis (black-legged tick), 2738 nucleotides. RefSeq names its product translation initiation factor IF-2-like. Gene Ontology annotation, molecular function: DNA binding. The record is from RefSeq and is a predicted model, not a curated record. NCBI's taxonomy places the organism in Eukaryota, Metazoa, Arthropoda, Arachnida, Ixodida, Ixodidae. The transcript has 8 exons. Bases 209 to 1393 code for a protein of 394 amino acids. Gene Ontology annotation, biological process: negative regulation of DNA-templated transcription.